AGUUCAACUCCAAAAGAGGACAGUAAAACCUAGCAAAGCGGUUAAAAAGCACCUGCUAAGCAUCACCACUUUGGAAAAAGUGAUUACCAGCUCCAACACCCAAAGAGAAGCCCAGAAAUGACAGUGCAAGAGUAUACUGGCAGAGAGUAGGAGAGGACAUUGCAGCUGGGGGGAAAGAAAGUCCAAAUAGCAGAGUAAAUCUAGAAAGUGGGCGUGGUAUCUUUCCAUAGAUUUUCUUAUUCUUUCUCUUGUCUAUUCUCUUCCCUCCUCCUCACCUUCUUCUUUCUUUCUCCACCAUCGGGCCAUCACUGUCUCCGAUCCAUUAUUGGCCUUUGCCCUCUCCUCUUCCUCCUCCUUGUUCUUCUUGGGUUUCAGGGGAAAGAGAAGGCGAGAUUUGAUAGGGAGGAGAGGAAUUGUUGUUGUUUGUUUGGGUAAGUUGGUUGUUUUGUGUUGUGGAGAGAUGGACCCCAAGUUUCCUCCUCCCCCACCGCUAAACAAAACGGAGCCCACCACCGGCGUGACGACCACCACCACCACGACCUCCCAGCAGCAGCUGGAUCACGAGCAGUAUCACCAGCCGCAGCAGCACCUGCAAAUCCAAGUGCACCAGCAGCAGCAGGAGGAAGAUGGCGGCGGGGGAAAGGAGCAGCAGCAGCAGGUGGUGGCGGCGGCGGGGGCGGGGGAGAGGAGGGUGCAGGGGCUGGGGCCGAAGCGGAGCUCCAACAAGGACCGGCACACCAAGGUGGACGGGCGGGGGCGGCGGAUCCGGAUGCCGGCGCUGUGCGCGGCGCGGAUCUUCCAGCUGACGCGGGAGCUGGGGCACAAGUCGGACGGGGAGACGGUCCAGUGGCUGCUGCAGCAGGCGGAGCCGGCCAUCGUCGCCGCCACAGGGUCCGGCACCAUACCGGCGUCCGCGCUCGCCUCCGUCGCGCCCUCGCUGCCUUCGCCCACCUCCGCGCUCGCCAGGCCGCACCACCACCACCACCUCUGGGGGCCCUCGGCGGCGGGGUUCUCCCCGGCCGGGUUCAUGAACUCGGCCCCAGCCGGCGCUGACUCUGGGGGCGGCCUCGGCGGGCUUAUGCAGAGGAUAGGGCUUCCCGCCGGGAUGGAGCUCCCUGGCGGCGGUGGUGGGGGGCACAUCGGGUUCGCGCCCAUGUUCGCCAGCCACGCGGCGGCGGCGGCGGCCAUGCCGGGGCUGGAGCUCGGGCUGUCCCAGGAAGGCCACAUCGGCGUGCUCGCCGCGCAGUCCUUCAGCCAGUUCUACCACCAGGUCGGCGGCGCCGGGGGCAGCGGCCAGCUGCAGCACCCGCACCCUCAGCAGCAUCACCAUCACCAACAGCCGCAGCAGCAGCAGCAGCAAGAGGACGGGGAGGACGAACGCGACGAGGGCGACUCCGACGAGGAGUCCGGCGGGCAGUAGUGGGCUGUGCAUCUCACCUAUCCCUGCGUUUGGUCGUGUUUCUCGAGGAGGAGAAACCAAGGAAGGAGAGAAAACUGUAUGCUAUGGCGAUCAGUCCUCUGAUGGCGAUGCCUUUUUACCAUUAGCUUGUUGUUCUUGGGUUGUCAUGUGUCGAUUUUUCUUUGUUUCUCUUGUGGUGUCAAAACUCAAAAGAGGCUUCUUGCUCUGGGGUCUUGGUGGAACGGAUCAGUAUCGUCCUCAGUUCCUACUCCCACUGUAGCACUGCUCUUUCGACGAUCCGAGAAUUGCCUCCAAUUCAGGUGUAUAAUAGCUGAGAGCUGGAUGAUUACGAUCAUCCGUCCGAGUGAGUGCCUUAUUUGUUAUUUGCAAGGUGUAUAGAUAUUCAGGUAAUUUUGGAGCUAGGGAGGUGUUCUUUUAUGGGAUUAGCGAUCCUCUUUUGAGCGAUCACGAUGAUAGCCGGCAAUUCAAUCAUCCCUUCAUGGGCUAUUUCUGCAACCAAAAUAUGAUACACAUACAUUUCUUGAUCCCUGAUUCUACAUGUUUACUUUCAUGGACAAUCAUUUUACAUGGCAUAUGCUUAUUUGCUUCUUCUAUGUCAGGGCAAUGAUAUAUAUUAUAUUGAUUUCAAGAA
Messenger RNA from Brachypodium distachyon (stiff brome), 2051 nucleotides. Its product is annotated as transcription factor TCP20. Gene Ontology annotation, cellular component: nucleus. NCBI's taxonomy places the organism in Eukaryota, Viridiplantae, Streptophyta, Magnoliopsida, Poales, Poaceae. The coding region runs from base 461 to 1420 and encodes 319 amino acids. The record is from RefSeq and is a predicted model, not a curated record. Gene Ontology annotation, molecular function: DNA-binding transcription factor activity; sequence-specific DNA binding. The transcript is spliced from 2 exons.